Molecule: messenger RNA, 1897 nt
Organism: Cherax quadricarinatus
Lineage: Eukaryota; Metazoa; Arthropoda; Malacostraca; Decapoda; Parastacidae
Source: RefSeq, a predicted model, not a curated record
ACCUUACCCUCGGGGCCGCGGAGCUGGUGGAUCCUCGUCCAUAAAUUCAAUGGUCUACGUCCGUGGUAACAGGAGGGACUACGACCAGUGGGAGCAGCUGGGUAACCCAGGCUGGGGCUACAACAGUGUGCUCAAGUAUUUCAAGAAGUCUGAAGACUUUAGAGGAGGAGUGAGCCAGGAAUCAGAUGGAUACCACGGUUUUGGAGGACCACAGACGGUGGAGAACAAGAAAUGGAAUUCUACAGUAGCUGAAGCCUUCGUGAAGGCGGGGCAGCAGCUGGGAUAUCCCGAGGUGGACCCCAAUGGUCCAGAACAGAUCGGUUUCUCUAUAAUUGACAUCACAGCGAGGAAUGGUCGCCGCUGGUCUACGGGAGAUGGAUAUCUCAGACCAGCAGCUCUCAAGAACACCAACCUACACGUUGUUCUGAAGGCCCACGUGCUCAAGAUAUUGUUUGACGAGGAUAAGAAUGCAGUAGGUGUGAGCUUCGAGCAGAAAGGAAAGGUGAGGACAGUGAAAGCACUGAAGGAGGUGGUGUUGUCUGCUGGUGCUAUUGGCAGCCCUCAACUGCUUCUGCUGUCAGGAGUGGGCCCUGCUGACCACCUCCACCAGCACGGUAUCCCUGUUGUGGCUGACGUGGCCGGGGUGGGUCAGAACCUGCAAGACCAUCCUGCCGUGGGUGGCCUAGUGUGGACCGUGGGCAAUAGACCCUCUUCAGUCAACUUCUUAUCCUUUUUCAACCCCAAGAACAUCCAUGACUUUAUUCACCACGCCAAAGGUCCACUAACAUCCCCCACUGGCACUGAGGGCAAUGCCUGGCUGCCAUCAGCUGUGGGAGAGCCACUUUGGCCAGAGAUACAACUGGCACUGGUCACUGGCACUCCAUCACAGGACCGAGGACGGUUGACACCUAGAAUUAUUGGUUAUAAAGAAGAGGUGUACAAAGAUUACUACGGUGACAUCCUGGGUCUGUCUGGCUUCACCCUGGUGCCAGUUUUAAACAGACCACUGAGCCGUGGCACUCUGACCCUGGCAUCACCUAACCCAUACGACCAUCCACUCAUCAACCUCAACUUCCUCCACCACCCAGAUGAUGUCACAACCUUAGUCAGAGGUAUCAAACUUGCUUUGCAAGUGGGCGAGGCUCCUGCGUUUACUGAUGAUCUCUCAGCCAAGUUCCACGACAAGGUGUUGAGCGGCUGCCAGCACGAGAAGGCGUACACGGAUGCAUACUGGGCGUGCUACACGCGAUACAUGGCCACUACUGCGUACCAUGCUUGUGGUACAUGUAAGAUGGGACCUUCUUCUGAUCCCCUGGCGGUGGUAGACCACAGACUCAGGCUACGUGGUGUGUCAGGAGUAAGGGUGGUCGAUGCCUCCAUCAUGCCUCUCAUCAUCAGCGGCAACACCAACGCUCCCACCAUCAUGAUAGCUGAGAAGGCUGCCGAUCUCGUCAAGCAUGACUGGCUCCUCUCAGAUCCUCAAACUCUUAUCUAGAUCCUCAGCUCCAGCAUCCUCCUCUGAUCUUGUCCCUGAUGAUGCUCAAAGGCUCUAGAUUCAAGGAGGUCGAUAUUUAUCUUAUUUAAUCACUUUUUCCUGGAUGUAAAUUAAAAUCUAUCAAGACUGGGACACCUCAGCUCCUCUCAGCUAAAUCCUCAGCCUCAGCGUUCUUCUCUCAUCUUUCCAUUCAGAAGUGAUGUAAUGAAGGGAAUAUGUAUUUUAUACGUACCACUUCUAGAUAAAUUUUGUAUUGUAGAUUUGGGAAAUUCUAGAUAAUCAUCCAUGGAUUGGUACUGUUUGGUAAUUAAGUAAUAGAACAGGAAACAUCCUCAUUACUAAAGGAAAAAAAUCACUAGUUACCCCUUAGAGAAUUUUGCAUUUGAAGAUUUCGUAUUCACA